UUUCCGAGGGGAAAGCACUGCUGUUGCGAACCAUAUGGGACAGCAAGUCACCAUACCUCGCAUCAGACUUUACUAUGAGAAAGCUGAUCUUCCGUUUACGCUCUCACGUCGACAAUUGCCUUUACAUCCGGCUUUUGCCCUAACCAUUACAAAUCACAAGGCCAAUCCUUGGGCAAAGUUGGGUUAUCCGGUUUCAGUGUUUAGUCAUGGUCAAUUUACAGUUGAAAGACGCGAGAAUGACUUUAUACUCCUUGAAAGCAAGUUUGAAGAAGCGGCAACACAAGGGAAAAGGAAAGGAGAAGCCGAAUCCACAGUCGGACAUUCCUCCAACUGUGCCCACAUUUCAAGCCUUUGGUUGCGAAGGUUCCACGGAAAACAUUGACAUCAGCCAGCUCAAGAAGGAAGCUCGGGCCAAAAAUAUAAAAUCAGUUUUCAGAGGCACUGAUUACGGUGUUUGUACCAUGUCGGCAACAGUACCCUUGACGCUCGACCAAUACCACGCCCAUGUGCAACUGUACAACAGGGUCCAAGGUCUUGGUGAUCGCGAGCUCCAACCAAUGGAUACGGCAGUGGAUCCGGCUUUUCAAGUACCAACCCCUCAUCGUACCACAGCCAAGCAGUUAGAUGUACUCUCUUUGGCGCACAAAAAUGCCAGGUUACGAGAAAGACGAAAGACAAAACAUCCCCAGCUUUUGGAUGCAGAGCGACAGCUCAAAGAGCGGUCUUUUAAACUGGCAACCACAUCAGCCGAAGUUGAGCAAUGCCAAAAGAUUGCAAGAGAGACAAGAGACAUUCUGCACGGUUUUUACCAUUCUCCCCGAGCCCACCGUGACACAUGGCCCAAGAAUUAGCGACAAAGCGCGCCUACCGACAAGUUGCAGCCAAAGAAAGGGCGGCUAUAAGGCAUGCUUCAGGUUCACGAUGGUCGUUGGUCAUCAUGAUGAUCGGA
This is a messenger RNA of Radiomyces spectabilis, 949 nucleotides long. RefSeq lists its product as uncharacterized. The transcript is spliced from 3 exons. The record is from RefSeq and is a predicted model, not a curated record. Bases 207 to 851 code for a protein of 214 amino acids. NCBI's taxonomy places the organism in Eukaryota, Fungi, Mucoromycota, Mucoromycetes, Mucorales, Radiomycetaceae.